This is a messenger RNA of Pan troglodytes (chimpanzee), 11004 nucleotides long. RefSeq lists its product as uncharacterized. The transcript is spliced from 3 exons. NCBI's taxonomy places the organism in Eukaryota, Metazoa, Chordata, Mammalia, Primates, Hominidae. The record is from RefSeq and is a predicted model, not a curated record. Bases 1194 to 1796 code for a protein of 200 amino acids.
ACUGUUGUCACUACUGGGGUCAAUUUUUUUUUUUUUUUCUUUUUGAGACGGAGUCUCGCUCUUUCCCCAGGCUGGAGUGCAGUGGCGCGAUCUCGGCUCACUGCAAGCUCCGCCUACCGGGUUCACGCCAUUCUCCUGCCUCAGCCUCCCGAGUAGCUGGGACUACAGGCACCCGCAGCCACACCCGGCUAAUUAUUUGUAUUUUCAGUAGGGACGGGGUUUCACCGUGUUAGCCAGAAUGGUCUCAUCUCCUGACCUCAUGAUCCACCCGCCUCGGCCUCCCAAAGUGCUGGGAUUACAGGCGUGAGCCACCGCGCCUGGCUACUGGGGUCACUAUUGAAGUUGGCUAAUGUCACUGUUGAAGUCAAGUGAGAGGGCCCUCUUGGAGCCAGACCACCUAGGUUCAAAUUCUGGCUCCUGCUUCCGGCUCCUUUCCUCUGUCCCCCUUCUCCCCUCGGUGCCCUCCAACCAGUGGGCCUGGGAAAAUGUGUUCAUGCUGGAAAUGCCUGCCCAGCCCUUGCCCAGUCACACAGAGCAAGUGCCCCAGAAAUGUCCUGAACCUCAGUUUACUGAGGGGAAACUAAGAACCUUCUGGCUACAGCUCUUGGGCUGAGCAGGGAUUAGGCUCGCGUCUGCGAUCCCAGGCCCUGCGGCCUCCCAGAGGCUUGGUUGAGAGCUCUGGCUCUCACUCCCCCACCUCCACCCAGCACCUGCCCCGGUCCAGGCUCACCCCCUACCCCUCCACCUGGUCAGUGGUGGCUCGGCCUCCUCUCAGCCCCUCCACCCCUCCUGGCUGUACACACCCUCAAGCUAAUGGAACUCAAACUGGUGGAGGAAGGCCUGCCCUGUCCCUCCCAGCCCCUGCCUCUCCCUCCCUACUCCCAGCCUCACUGGACCACUUUCAAGUCCUCCAGUGCUCCAGGCUCCAUCUUCAUGCCUCCAGGCCUUUGCACGUGCUGGUCCCUCUCCCAUUUUCCUGGUUAACUCCUCCACCUCCAUCCGAGUUAGGAUCUUCCCCUGGAGAGUGUCCCAGUUAGCACCACCCCACAACACACACACACACCGACAUACACUCCCCACAUCACAGGGACCACAUCCCACACAGGCACAGACACACUGCAUGACACAGAUCACAGGCACAAAGGUGCAUGCCCUAGCGUGCAUGCGUGCACACAUACACACUCCCACUCCAUAUGCCAAUACACUUAUCCCCCCACUCCCACAUCACACAGACGGUUCCACACACUCCUCACACGCUCUGGCCACACAGUAAACACACACAGACCAUAGAGCUCAUGUCUAGGCUGCCCUGGUGCCCUCCUCUGGGCUCGUGCCCCCAGCCUCAGCAUUUACCCCCCAUUGAGGGCAGGGACCCAUCCAGCUCCGUUUUCCUCCAUUUCAGCUCAGGGCCCUGCACCAAGUCUCUCCCAGUUAUUGCUUGGACCCGGACUCUUCCCACAGUCACCACUGUCACAGUCCCACCUCCUUCAAGGUCUCAAACACCCCUCCCCUGUUUCUGGCAGGAGCCGUCCUCACUCCCUCUGUUGCCUCUCCAGACCCAGACUUCACCCUCAGGUCACCCUCACCUGGACUUUGGGGUGCCCCACACCCCGCCCCAGGCCCUGGCCUCUGGAAUAUUUGGAAACUUGAACUGGGCCAGAGGCUUAAGCUCACAUCUGUCUGGAGCCUCAACUUUCUCCUCUGUAAAAUGGGCUAACACUGAAAGAACCUUGCAGAAUCUCAGCAACGUCACAGUGGACAUUGUUAGCACAGCCAGCGGGCUCCUGCUGGGCUGAGUUUGUGGGUAAUCCAAGCCUCGGCAGGUACAGUUCCUCCCUCAGGUGAGUGUUCCACCCCCAAGUGAGCAUCCUGCUGCCCUUCCUGCAAAUCAGGCCCCUGGGACACUUAGUGCUGAGCCUUGGGGGUGGGGUAUUUGAUCGGGGUUCCUGACAAGUGGCUGGGUUGUCUGUUCCCUCUCUUCAGAGGGAGCCUCCAUGGGUGGCCUGGGCUCACAUCGGCUCCUCCAGUCCAGCAGAGCACCCCCCUGGCUGCCCAGCUUGUUGAGAGAACUUGCUGAGCAGGACAGUGAGCCCUUCCUGGUGGGGAACCGGAAUCAGGAGAAGACAGAGGGGAGGUGGCAGGCCCCAGGAUGGAGGGAGGGCAGCUGAGCUGCCUGCCCUCAUCCUCCCUGCCCUUCAGGUAUUAGGGCCCUUCCCAUGGCCCAGUAGGAACCCAGCGGCUCACCUGAGCCCGGACUAAGGAUGGGGCAUUUUACCCCAUAUGCAGAGAUGAGAAACAGAGGCCCAAGGAGGGAAGGGACUGAACACAGGGUGGAACAGCCCUGGGCUGCGCCUGUGUUUCCAUCCGCCUUCCUCCUGCCUGUGCUCGAGUCACGUGCUGGUGUGCAGGGAACAGGAAGACAGCCGCUGCCCUCACAGGCUCAGGGUCUAGCAGAGUCCACAGUGACCACAGGCGAAUAAACAAAGGCAGUGAGACAGAGGUGGGCAAGGAGAGGUGCUGGGAUGGGGAGCAAGGGGGUACCCAUGCUCAUGGGUAUGAACACAUGGACCCAUAUAACCAUAUGUAUGUCCCAGAGUUUCUUCCAGAACUUUUUUUUUUUUUUCAAGACAGAGUCUUGUUCUGUAGCCCAAGCUGGAGUGCAGUGGCACGAUCUCGGCUCAUCGCAACCUCCACCUCCUCGGUUCAAGCGAUUCUCCUGCCUAAGCCUCCCGAGUAGCUGGGAUUACAGGCGCCCUCCACCAUGCCCGGCUAAUUUUUGUAUUUUUAGUAGAGACAGGGUUUCACCAUGUUGGCCAGGCUGGUGUCGAACUCCCGACCUCAGGUGAUCCGCCCGCCUCGGCCUCCCACAGUGCUGAGAUUACAGGGGUGAGCCACUGCACCUGACCCCUUCUAGAACUUCUCUAUCAGUUCACUCUCACAUCUACACUGAACACCUUUGCCCAAGGCUGGGGGCAGAGUGGUUAAAAGCCAAAUCUAGACUCCUUCUUGCUGUGUGACCUCGGCCAGGUCACUGUCCCCCACUGUGCCUCCCCAUCAUGUCCUCCUCUAAAAAAUGGAUGCAUAGCCCUCAGGGCUGUUGUUGAAGGGUCCCUGAGAUGACUGUGGAGCUCUUGGUGUGGGGACCCAAGCUCAACCCUGCCCCAAGUACUUGGCCCCCCUAAACUUCUAGCCUCCGGUCUCUGCCUGAACCCCAGCACCUGGCAGUUCAGCUCAGUUCAUUUACGUAGCCCAGCCUGGGUUCCUGUGAGAUGAAGGCCGGUCACGAUGACAAGACUGCUGGGGACGACUGGGUCCCUGGCCAGGUACUCAGGUCUACAGCCUAACACACGGUGAGCUGUUUCCCAGCCACCCAACUCUUGGGCAUCCCUGCAGGACCUCCACGGGGAGUCCUUGGCUCCCUGAAGGAUGGAUCAUCAGAGGAGCUGCCAGGCUGCCAGAGCAGGAAGGGACCUCAGGGAUCACCACUGUGGCCAACCCCCAACUGCACACACAGAAAAGCUGCAGCUCAGAGCCGGGCGUGGUGGCUCACACCUGUAAUCCCAGCACUUUGGGAGGCCAAGGCAGGCAGAUCACCUGAGGUUGGGAGUUCGAGACCAGCCUGGCCAACAUGCAGAAACCUUGUCUCUGCUAAAAAAUACAAAAUUAGCCAGGCGUGUUGGCGCAUGCCUGUAAUCCCAGCUACUCAGGAGGCUGAGGCAGGAGAAUCGCUUGAACCCGGGAGGCAGAGGUUGUGGUGAGCCGAGAUCACGCUAUUGCACUCCAGCCUUGGCAAAAAGAGCGAAACUCCGUCCCAAAAAAAAAAAAAAAAAACAAAGCUGCAGCUCAGAGAAGUGGAGACACUGGCCCAGGGACCCACAGCAAGGCCUUAGCCCAGCUGGGGCUAGAUGGCAAGAGGUGGUUCAGCAUUGGAGCUCCAUUGCCUGGGUUCAAAUCGGGGUCUGUCACUGGCCAGCUGUGAGCCUAAGUCUCUGAAUUUCUCUGUGCCUUAGUGUCCUCAUUCUGUAGAGUGGAGAUAGUAAUCAUUCCUAUUUCAAAGAUUGUUGUGAGAAAUAAGUGAACUAAUACAUGUCAUAUGCUUAAAAGCAGGGCCCAGGACACAGUGAGCAUACAAUAGACAUUAGCUGCUGUGGUGUCUUGAUUUCAAGCCCAGUGCAGUUGCAUCUGACUUACGAAACUUCAGUGACACCUGCUCUGUGCCAGACACUGAAGAUGGAGCAGUGAACAGCACUGACCCAGCCUGUCCUCCUGUUGCCUGCAGGCCAGACGGAGUCUCACUCUGUCACCAGGCUGGAGUACAGUGGUGUGAUCUCGGCUCACUGCAACCUCCGCCUCCCAGGUUCAAGCGAUUCUCCUGCCUCAGCCUCCCAAGUAGCUGAGAUUACAGACGUGUGUCACCAUGCCCUGUUAAUUUUUGUUUGUUUUGUUUUUUGUUUUGUUUUGUUUUGUUUUUUGUUUUUUUUUUGAGACGGAGUCUUGCUCUGUCGCCCAGGCUGGAGUGCAGUGGCCCCGAUCUCGGCUCACCGCAAGCUCCGCCUCGCGGGUUCAUGCCAUUCUCCGGCCUCAGCCUCCCGAGUAGCUGGGACUACAGGCAUCCGCCACCACACCCAGCUAAUUUUUUGUAUUUUUUUUAGUAGAGACGGGGUUUCACUGUGUUAGCCAGGAUGGUCUCGAUCUCCUGACCUCGUGAUCCACCCAAGGCCUCGGCCUCCCAAAGUGCUGGGAUUACAGGCAUGAGCCACCGUGCCCGGUCAAUUUUUAUAUUUUUUGUAGAGACAGGGUUUCACCAUGUUGGCCAGGCUGGUGUCGAACUCCCGACCUCAGGUGAUUGUCGGCCUUGGCCUCCCAAAGUGCUGGGAUUACAGGCGUGAGCCACCGCGCCCAGCCGGUGGGCAGCCAGUUGUGUUCCGGGAGGAGGAGGACACCCUGGAAAGACAGUGGGGCCAGACACUGAACUGCCUUUGGAAGCAAGUAGGAGCAACAGCGAAGGUUUGCUGGCUCAGAAGCAAGGUCUCGCUGUGUUACCCGGGCUGGAGUGCAGUGGCUACUUACAGGCAUGAUCAUAGCAUACUGCAGCCUCGAACUCCUGGACUAAAGCAGUUCUCCUGCCUCAGCCUCCAGAGCAGCUGGGACUGCAGACACGCACCACAGAGCCCAGCCUGAGUCAUUUUGAUUCUGUAACUGGCUUCCUCUCGGCGGGCAGGCUCACACCCUCCACCCCCAGCUGGAGAUGGAAGGAGGAUGCUCACCAUCCAUUCCUCAUGCAGGCCAUCGAUGGAAAUGUCAGACAGUGCGAGUCCAUGCCUGAACACUUCUGGGGUCCGCUCUGGGACUGACACUGGCAGAUCCAUCGGUAAGCUCCCGCCUGCCACCUCUGGGCCUGCAUUGCGGUGAUAGGGCCAAGGGCCUGGGCCUUCAAUUCUCCAGACUUGCCAAAAUGCUCAGCGCAGGCCUCGUCGGCAACUGCAGACAAGCAGAGGCAGCACCUGGGCUCUGCCUGUGCCUGGCACAGUGAAGCGAGGGUGGGGGCAGGAAUGAGGGUCCUCUCCAUGCAAGGGGGGAAGAUAGAAGAACAAAAUUUCACCCUAAUGUAGUGUCUUUAGACCGUGCAAUGUUGUGCUCCUGUUAGUCUGAUAUCAGGGGCUUGCAGCCUGGCAAAGGAAAAAAAACAGGCUGAGGCACGUGAUAGAAGACAGGCAGGGAUGCCACAAUCAUAACCAUGGCAAAGACCAGGAUCAGAAAGGCCCACCAUCUCUGACCCCAAAUCCCUGGGCAGAUGGUUCCGGAACUCAGAAUUUUCCCAGUUGUAGAAAGAUGGGGCCAGGUGCAGUGGCUCAUGCCUGUAAUCCCAGCAUUUUGGGAGUACGAGGUGGGCGGAUCACCUGAGGUCAGGAGUUCGAGACCAGCCUGGCCAACAUGGUGAAACCCUGUCUCUACUAAAAAAAAAAAAAAAAAAAAAAAAAAAAAAAAAUUAGCCGGGCGUGGCGAUGCAUGCCUGUAAUCCCAGCUACUCGGGAGGCUGAGCCAGGAGAAUUGCUUGAACCCGGGAGGUGGAGGUUGCAGUGAGCCAAGAUCGCGCCACUACACUCCAGUCCGGGCGACAGAGCAAGAGUCCAUCCCCCACCACCAAAAAAAAAAAAAAAGAAAGAAAGAUGAUGUGAUACAUAUCACAUAUUUCCUAACACCCCCAACCAAACACAUUUAUGCAUAUGCCGCAAAGCAGACGAGGAAAGAUUCUAAAUAGGCUCUGAAUCUCAGUUUUCUCAUCUCUACAAUGGGGCAGUGAUGGCAUGCACCUCCCAGGGCUGUUCUGAGAAUCUGAUGCCUCCCAUUGCACUGGUGAGCCUGGCACAGGCACAGGUCCCACCCCAGGCCCUUUGAACUGGCUGUUCCUUUGGCCUGGAACAUUCCUCCCCAGAUACCUCCUGAGAGGGCUCCCUCACUUCCUUCAAGGCACUGCUCAAAUGCUACCUGUUCACAGAGGCUUUCCCUGACCACCCCGUCCCUUUCCUCUUCCUGCAUAGCCUCUGUCACCUGACAUUUUAUGUCAUAAAUUACUCAUUUAUUAAUUUCCUGCUCUCCCACAGUGGCACCCGAGCUCUGUGAGGGCAAGACUUUGUUUGGUUGUGGGCUAUGCCCCCAACCCCUCGGACAGUGCCUGCACAGGUGGACAUUUUUGUUGGAUGAAGGAUUUUCUGUUAAAUGUGUCUGGCACACACAGAAAAACAAAGCCCAGCAGGUACGAUGGUGAUUAUUAUUGUUACUGGUGGUGCUCUAUUAUUGUUAUUAGUGUCUGUUGAAAAAGACCCUGAGCUAUACCAGCCCUUGGUUCUCCAGCCUGUGAAAUGGGCAUCCUGGGCACUGAGGCACUAGCCUUGGGAAGCUGAUAGGGGGUCCCUGCAGGAGAGACAAAGAACACUGCCCACCCCCCCGGGGAGCCUGCGCCCCUCACCGGAAAGAGAAGCAGGGGGGAGCAGAGGGAGCUUGCAGCCCCACACGCAGGGCUGCCAGAAGGCCAUACAUAAUUCAUUGCCAAAUGGGGCUGCGGGCGGCUCUCCGCGGCGUGCGCUGGGGGCUCACUCUGCGCCUGGCACUUCGCUGACUGCGCCUCACACGUUGCCUCAUUGCAUCUUCAUGGAUUUGCAGGGUGUGACCCUUCCCCCUGUUUUACCCAGGGGGAUCCUGAGGCUCAGAGGAUGGGGCCACCGUGCUAGUCACAGGCUCUCUGUGGCCAAGCUGGGCCUCGGGUCAGCAGAUUUGGCCCCCAGCGGCCCCCAUUCACUGCCUCUCUGCUGAGGGAAAAGACGGGCCUGGGGAGCGGGUGGGAGGCACAAAGGAGACCCCGCUCUGAGACAGGCUGCAGAAGAGGGAGCUGGGUCUCAGCAGGGCUGGGGAAGGCUCUGGCCCCAGCCCUCCGCCCAACCCCCUGCCCUCCUCUCCUGGAGGAGAUGCUCCCCAAAUUAGCCAUCAUGAGCACUGGCUCUGGGGGUUGGGCGCUGGGGAGCAGUUUGCUCAGCUGUAAAAUGGGAAUAACAGAAGCCGUCCCUGGGACUAUGAGAUCAAGGUGCUCAAGAAAAGUGGUGUCUGCUGAGGGGAAAAGCCAGUCCCAAAAGGUUGCAUACUCUCAUUCUGUUUAUUUGUUUUUGUUUUUGAGACAGGGUCUCGCCCUGUCACCCAGGCUGGAGUACAGUGGCGCAAUAUGGGCUCACUGCAACCUCCACCUCCUGGGCUCAAGUGAUUCUCCCAUCUCAGACCCUCAAGGAGCUGGGGCUACAGGCACGUGCCACCGUGUCCGGCUAAUUUUUGUAUUUUUUGUAGAGACAGGGUUUCACCAUGUUGCCCAGGCUGGUCUCAAACUCCUGAGCUCAGGUGAUCCGCCUGCCUUGGCCUGCGAUAAAAUUGCACAGAAGUGAAUACACACACGUGAGGAUACGGAAAACCGGGGAAACCUGAGCAAGAGCAGUCAGACCCCGGCUGUGAUGGCGCCCAGUAGUUCUGCGAGAUGUUACCAUUGGGGAAACUGAGUGAAGGCAGGUACCUGGGAUCCCUCUGUUUUCUUUUUUGUUGUUGUUGUUGUUUUGAGAUGAAGUUUCCCUCUUGUUGCCCAGGCUGGUUGAUCCACUUGCCUCGGUCUCCCAAAGUGCUGGGAUUACAGGCGUGAGCCACUGUGCCCAGCUUCUCUGUUUUAUUUCUUCUUCUUCUUCUUUUUUUUUUUUUUUUUUGGAGACGCUCUGUCCCCCAGGCUGGAGUGCAGUGGCACGAUAUUGGCUCACUGCAAGCUCCGCCUCCUGGGUUCACACCAUUCUCCUGCCUCAGCCACCCGAGUAGCUGGGACUACAGGCGCCUGCCACCACGCCCGUCUAAUUUUUUGUAUUUUUAGUAGAGGCGGGGCUUCACCGUGUUAGCCAGGAUGGUCUCGAUCUCCUGACCUCGUCAUCCGCCCGUCUCGGCCUCCCAUAGUGCUGGGAUUACAGGCGUGAGCCACCACGUCCGGCCUUUGCUCUUAUUUCUUAUAACUGUACAGGAAUCUACAAUGAUUGUAACAAAAAUUUCAAUUAAGGCCACUCUAGGCACAUGGCCUGUGGGGUAGCCCUGCUCAACAAGAAGCUGUCAAAAAAAUGUUUUUUAAUUAAAAAAUUUUUUCAAUUAAAAAGCGUUAUCUUCCUCUGCCCGGAAAGGGUUAAGUGAGUCACUGCAGUUAGCUCCCCUUCCCCCACAACCACCUAGACCAGGCCAGGGACCAGCGGGCAAUUGCCUGGCAGCUGGAGUUUUCCUCCACUGUGGACUGUACUUCUUGCAUCACUCUGAAUGUCUCCAGUCUUUAUUCCAGAAUGUUCUGGUCCUCUCCCACUUUUCCGAGGACAGGAAUUCCCUAGUGGGGCUCCAGUAGAGGCUCUGGAGGAGAACAAGAAAGGCCCUUGUCAUCCAUUGGCCUCAGGCUGGGAAAUCUCGGUUCCAGUCCCAGCCCAGCCUCAAUAUUAGGUUGUCAGUCUGGAGUCUGAGAGCCAUGCCCCCACCCCCUUAGUCCUUCACCUCCAGGAGAGUUGGGGAUACUGGAAAGAAUGUUGAGUGUCAGAGCCCCUCUCAGUGGCUCACGCCUGAAAUCCCAGCCCUUUGGGAGGCUGAGGCAGGUGGAUUGCUUGAGGCCAAGAGUUCAAGACCAGCCUGGCCAACGCGACGAAACCCUGACUCUACUAAAAAUACAAAAAUUAGCUGGGCGUGGUGGCACACACCUGUAAUCCCAGCAGCUCGGGAGGCUGAGGCAGGAGAAUUGUUUGAACCUGAGAGGUGGAGGUUGCAGUGAGCUGAGAUCACAACACUGCACUCAAAAAGUAGUUAAUUAAUAUAGUUUAAUUAAAAAAGAAUAUUGAAUGUCAGGCAAUCUGGGUAGAACCCGUUGUGUUUCUACAGGAUAGAAUCUGCUGUGUUCUCUCGGAACUUCCAGAUCACCUUCACAGUAUGACUCUAGACAAUCCCUGUCCACUCUUCAGUUUUAGAUGCCCCAUUCGAAGAAUGAAAGAAUUGUCCUAGAUGAUCCUUUAGGGUCUUCCAGGCUGAUGACAAGGGGGACCUGGCCUCUCUGCUGCUGGCCAAAGAGGACUUUACUUCCCAUUCCGUGUGGUUGAACAAGAAUUGCUGGGCUCCAGUCCUGCCUUUGGCCCUUCCCUACGUGUGACCUUGGGCCCUCUUUGCCUUUCAGAAUCAAUACAGUGAGAGAGUUAACACAAGCUCAGGUUAGUAAGUCAUUCAACAAACAUUUACUGAGCGCUUAUCAAAUACUGCAUGCUGGAGUGGACACUGGAGAAAAAGGUGAGGAGAAGGCCGGGCGCAGUGGCUCGUGACUAUAAUUCCAGCACUUUGAGGGGCAGAGGCAGGUGGAUUACCUGAGGUCAGGAGUUUGAGACCAGACUGGCCAACAUGGCAAAACCCCGUCUCUACUAAAAAUACAAAUAUUAGCCAGGCAUGGUGGUGCAUAUCUGUAGUCCCAGCUACUCAGGAGGCUGAGCAGGAGAAUCACUUGAACUCGGGAGGUGGAGCGUGCAGUGGGCCGAGAUUGCACCUCUGCACUCCAGCCUGGGCAACAUAGUGAGACUCUGUCUCAAAUAAAUAAAUAAAGUGAGGAGAAAAAAAUACCAUCUCUGUCUUCACAGAACUUAUAGUUUGGGAGGGGAGAAUCCCACAAGUAAAUUAAAAAUCUCAGCUGAGAUGAUGCAAAGAAGCAAAGGCCGGACGUGGUGGCUCACGCCUGUCAUCCCAGCACUUUGGGAGGCCGAGACGGGCAGAUCACGAGGUCAGGAGAUUGAGACCAUCCUGGCUAACACGGUGAAACCCCAUCUCUACUAAAAAUACAAAAAAAUUAGCUGGGCGUGGUGGCGGGCGUCUGUAGUUCCAGCUACUCGGGAGGCUGAGGCAGGAGGAUGGCAUGAACCCAGGAGCACAGGUUGCAGUGAGCCGAGAUGGCGCCACUGCACUCCAGCCUGGGCGACAGAGCAAGACUGUGUCUCAAAAAAAAAAAAAAAGAAGAAGAAGCAAAGUGCCCAGCUGGGAUGGUGGUUUCAGAGGCCACAGUGGGAGCUUCCCAGAGAAGGAAUGAUUGAGCUAAGUCUAAGCAAAAGGGGUGGUCAGGGCAGCAGCUGCUCCAAAACAGGGGCUGGGGGCUUAUGUGGAGAGAGAAGACAUGGAGAGACCAUGCCCAGAAGGAGGCGGCGGCUUCAGUGAACAGUGCAGGGGAGCAGAUCCGAGGAGGCCGCCUACCAGGGGAAGGAGUCUCAUCUCCAUCCUAGACAAAAAAAGGAUCUUUUGAGAUGCAUUAAGCAGGGGAGUCACAGAUUGGAUUUGUGUUUUGAGAAUCUCCUGCUUACCUAGAGAAGAAGGGCAUCUCCUGGGCCCUCACUGUUGCCUUAAAUGAUUUUUAUUGUGUAUUACUUAAACAUGUGCAAGCAUAAAAUGAGAUAUAAACUCCUUGUAGCUCUUAUACAAGCAUCA